This is a messenger RNA of Cajanus cajan (pigeon pea), 652 nucleotides long. Lineage: Eukaryota; Viridiplantae; Streptophyta; Magnoliopsida; Fabales; Fabaceae. The record is from RefSeq and is a predicted model, not a curated record.
CCAUUAUGUUGGUAUCAGGAGGGUGAGUCAGUAGUGGUUGGUCCAGAGUUAGUUCUUCAGACUACUGAGAUGGUGAGACAGAUUCAGGAGAGGUUGAGAGCUACUCAGAAUCGACAAAAGUCUUAUGCUGAUAAGAGGAGGAGACCUCUAGAGUUUGAGGAGGGAGAGCAUGUGUUUCUCAGGGUGACACCCACUACUGGAGUGGGAAGGGCUGUAAGGGCCAAGAAACUCACACCGAAGUUCAUUGGUCCUUAUCAGAUCCUUCGUCGUGUAGGUCCAGUAGCUUAUCAGUUGGCGUUACCUCCGAUUCUGUCCAACCUGCAUGAUGUGUUUCACGUUUCACAGUUGAGGAAGUACAUCAGAGACCCGAGUCACGUGAUAGAGAUGGAUGAGGUGCAAGUUAGAGAAAACUUGACUUACGAGAAGAGACCGGUAGCUGUAAUUGAUCACAAGUUGAAAGAGCUUCGAGGCAAGUCUAUUAGCUUAGUGAAGAUUCUUUGGGAUGCAGCUACUAGUGAGGCAACCUGGGAAGAAGAGAGUCGGUUCAAGGAACAGUAUCCAUUCCUCUUUUCAGGUAAGCCUAUUUUCGGGGACGAAAAUUCUUAUUUGUUGGGGAGUAUUGUAACAUUGUAAAAAAAAAAAAAAAAAAAAA